Molecule: messenger RNA, 1083 nt
Organism: Psilocybe cubensis
Lineage: Eukaryota; Fungi; Basidiomycota; Agaricomycetes; Agaricales; Agrocybaceae
Exons: 2
Coding region: 1-1083 (360 amino acids)
Source: RefSeq, a predicted model, not a curated record
AUGUCUUCCACUUACUCUGCUGCCUUCUCUCGUGCCAUGUCCCCCACCCUGGACGCACUCACCCAGGCUGUCGUCAACAACACAGUUUUUGGCGUCAACGACGAAGCUGGCCGCCACAACGCCCUCAUCGACGAGUUGGCCACUGUCGUCAUCAAGAAAAUAGCUGAGUGCCGCUCCAUUGACCAGAUUGUAGACUGCGUCUUUUUUGACUAUCGUGCUGCCCUUAGGGAGUUUCUCCUCAACCUCGCAUCGUGGUGCGAUAAGAGGGAAACAGUCAAGGCUAGCCUCGAGCGCCUUGAACUUGCCGUUAGCGCAGGCAACACCCCCAAUCGCCUUCGGGUGAAGGCUCCCGAGUUCCAACUUACGAAGGAAUUCGCGGAUGCCGGGUCAGCGGAAGCUCUUCGAGUUUCCUCUACGUUCUCCACCGCUCGUGAUGUCUUCCAAAAGGCAAUCAACGACGGCGCCAUUCAGGCGAAAAAGGACGAACUGGCCUUUUGGGAUGAUAAAUGCGCACUCAAUAACUGUUAUGAAGCUGCUGCCCUCAUCGUUAAGACAACUUACGAUGAUCGCAAAUCCAGCUAUAAGCUCCCCGUUUUCUCUACAGACAACAAGGGAGUUCGUCGAAUAACAGAUUGGGUAGUGUCACCGCAGAAGAAGGCUGAAUGCAGCGCAUUGCAAACCAUUUUGCCAGCCAUCUUCUCUCACAUCAAACAGAUUGUCAACUUGCGCCACCGCGCUUUGGCAAUCAAGAUUGAGAAAAAGCGGUCGACUGCGGCAACAGCCGAUGUCGAGAUGGCCGAUGCGACCAAACCAGGUCCAUCGAUUCAAUCCCUUAUUGAUAAGGGCUUGAAUGCACGUCUCAAGAAGCUCAACCUUGGAUCUACUUUGUCUGGCCAGAAUUCGUCCAAGGCUCCUCAACCUCAGGCCAAGAAAGCUGGCCCUUCGAAAUUCAAACCCUCGUCGACGCCUUCGCAGAAGAAGCCCCAAACCAAGGCUUCCAACAAGGUCGACAACAAGAAGAAAGGGAAGGGGAGAGCUCCCGUCAAGAACGAUCCAAAGGGAAAGGGAAAGGCAAGAGCCUAG